AUGCCUAACCUCCCCUCCCCUCCGUCCACCUUGGGGAAGAAAAGACCCCAUCCUUCCGCCGAAACCCCUCCUACGCAAUCCGACCCCGCGACCUCAAAUAUCGGACCCAACCCUCCCGCCCCAACCGUGUCUGCGUCACCCGCUGUGUCCACCGCGCACUCGACUGCGACUGCCUCGAGCGCAUCCUCCUCUUCCUUCCGUAACGUUUCUGCCUGCAAUCGCUGUCGGUUACGCAAAAACCGAUGCGACCAGCGUCUACCGAGGUGCCAGUCCUGUGAAAAGGCUGGAGUCCGCUGCGUUGGAUACGACCCUAUAACGAAGCGCGAGAUCCCGCGCAGCUAUGUGUAUUUCCUGGAAACCCGGGUCGCCCAUCUAGAAAAGCAGUUGGCAGAGCAUAAUAUUGAGUUCAAAAAAGUCGUCGCAUUCGAUGAAGAAGAAGCGUUAAAAACAGAGACCGACGGCGAUGCACCGGGCACAUCCGGCGACGGCCAACCCGGUGAGAACCAGGAUAAAACACAAUGGAAAAAUUCCGUGAAGGAAGAAACUGGGUCCGACCAGCGACAUGACGGAGAGCAGCGCGAUGCAGAAGGAAAUGAAAACGAGGAGAACUGGCGCCUACACAAUUUGGUGUCAAAUAUUGGCAUGGUCUCGGUGCAAGGGACGUCUGAUCCUCGCUAUCUCGGGUCAACAUCUGGUAUCUCAUUCGCUCGGGUUGUCUUUGCUGCAGUCAGAAGCUCGAUUCCUGGAAAUCCGGAGCGCGGGCCACUGCGCACUGGAGAACGAUUGCCCCAGACAGCCACUGGCUCGGGUGCAGGAACCAUGCGCGAUUCGUUCUUUGGGCUUCAGACGAAACCAAUGAUGAAGCGCGCCUCAUUCCCGGACCGUGAGCUCGCUGAGCGACUGGUUGAUCUGUAUUUCGAACACGCAAAUCCUCAAAUGCCUAUUCUCCACCGUGGUGAUUUCAUGGAGCUCUUGGAUCGAACGUACCAGUUAGAGGAGAAGAAUCGCUCACCAAGAGCUCUUUAUGUCCUCAACAUUGUGUUUGCCAUCGGUGCUGGAAUUAUCUUCGAGGAUAAACCUCAAAGUUCGGAUGAUGAAAACCGCGCUGGCCGCGAUCGAUCCUCAUCUACUUCUAAAAGGCCGAGAUUGUCAAAUCACCAGUAUCAGCCGGAGGAAUACCACGCAUCUGCUAUUGUUCACUUAGAAUCGUUCCUCGGUUCUUCGUCCAGCGAAGGAUUCGGUGGCUUGGAAGAACUUCAGGCGGUGCUUCUACUGGCUAGUUUCGCCUUGUUGCGGCCCGUGGCUCCAGGUCUUUGGUAUAUCGUCGGUGUGGCGAUGCGCUUAGCUGUUGACCUGGGUCUUCACUACGAAGAUGGCGUUGGCAUUGACUCCGGAUCGAAAGAUGGAAACCAGGUCCAGUCACGCAUUGAUGCUCGCGAACGAGGGCGGCGAGAAUGGAUCCGAGACCUGCGUCGCCGUCUCUGGUGGUGCGUGUACAGCUUCGAUCGUCUAGUUGCCACUUGUGUCGGACGACCAUUUGGUAUCAGCGAUCAAGCAAUUAGUACGGAACUUCCAUCUAUGAUGGACGACAAAUACAUCACAAAAUCCGGCCUCUUGACGCCUCCCGAUGGAGCUCCUACCUAUAAGCAUGUUGCUUUCCACUACUUCAAACUCCGCCUUCUUCAGUCUGAGAUCCACGACGUGCUUCAAUAUCAGCAGGCACGUGCCAUCCGAAGACGCUCCCCGGAAAGUGCCGCCAUCCUUCCUCAUGCUGAGCUUACCUCCCCCUUCCUUCAAGGCUUUGAUUCCUUCCGCUCCUGGCGUCACGAUGUCCACCGGCGCCUUGUGGAAUGGCAUGAGACGGCUCCAAGUCGGGCUGAUACUGGUGUCAGAUUCUCUAUCGAGCUUCUAGAGCUGAACUACUGGCAAGCCAUUAUACUGCUUUACCAGCAGAGUCUUACUGUGCCUGCUGAGUUGGCCGGAGAACUCACCCCAGCUGACGAUGUCUCGAGUCCAUCCUUUUCGAAUGUCGAUGAGGGUGAUGAAGAAGAUCACGUCUAUUUAAACGUUGCCGAGGCUGGCCAGAAGGUUAUUCGGAUCUAUCGCCAGCUCCACCGUGUGCGAUUGGUCAACUACACAUAUCUUGCUACUCACCAUAUCUUCAUGGCUGGUAUCUCCUUCUUGUAUGCCAUCUGGCAUUCACCUCUCGUUCGAAGUCGUUUGACUCUCGAUGAGGUAGAUUUCACUGUUCUCGCUGCCACAUCCGUUCUGGGUGACUUGAUGCACAAGUGUCCCCCCGCCGAAGCCUGCCGAGAUGCCUUUGAGCGAAUGAGCAAGGCCACGGUUCAAAUGUGUCUGUCUACUACCGGAUUCGGGUCACAGGUCGAUAUGACGCGAGUGCAUGCCGCCACACAUAGUGCCGGCUCUUUGUACGCCGGCCGAUCCCGCCAACAAAUGGAUCAAAGACGAGGACAAGGCCCGGCCCGACGAUCCGCGCAAAGCCGCGCACAAAGACCUGUUCCAAAGUUCGAUAUGAACCUAGCAGAUCUUUUCAACGAUAAUCCACUGGCCGAUCGAUCUCGGGCUGAGAACAGACCUUCUGGGCAACCUUAUCCCGUCCGCCCAGAACAGGCCGAGUCGAUGGCCUCGGGAUUCUCUGCCGAUCGAGGUGGUCGGUCAUAUGGGCAGCGUACUCCAUCUAUGGAGUAUUACAUGAAAUAUGAGAACCCGACGUCCCCCCAACCCCCGCCGCAAUUCUACUAUGGAAACUCGCCACAACACAGUGGUUCCCCAGGUAGUGUAGCUGCAAAUGGACCUCAAGCCGUUGCAUCGACAGACACAGAGGCGCAGCCGGGUAUUAGCCUCGAUUUCCUUGAAUUUGGAUCUGGCGAUCCCGAAGCUCAAAACCAUAUGGAAACGGACCCUAACGCCGAGUAUCUGGCUGGUAUGCCUCCCCUCGGUCCUAAUCUAGGCCAAAACGUGGGCAUCGAUCUCGGAUUCGGCAUGGCGAUGGAUUUCCAGCAUGACUGGAGCGAAAACCCCAAUUAUGAUCUUCUAGAGGGGUAUUUCUUCGGCGGUUCAGGACCAGGCGCCUCCGGUGGUGAUGCUUGA
Messenger RNA from Penicillium atrosanguineum, 3111 nucleotides. RefSeq names its product Zn(II)2Cys6 transcription factor. The record is from RefSeq and is a predicted model, not a curated record. The transcript is spliced from 2 exons. NCBI's taxonomy places the organism in Eukaryota, Fungi, Ascomycota, Eurotiomycetes, Eurotiales, Aspergillaceae. Gene Ontology annotation, molecular function: sequence-specific DNA binding; zinc ion binding; DNA-binding transcription factor activity, RNA polymerase II-specific. Gene Ontology annotation, biological process: DNA-templated transcription; positive regulation of transcription by RNA polymerase II. Bases 1 to 3111 code for a protein of 1036 amino acids.